CCACUGCCCACUCAGUCAGGUUGAGUCACACACCCUGACGGCCCAAGUAAGCACGUUGCUGGCCGCCCGUCUGACCUCGGGAACGCGCACGGGCAGGUAGCCGGAUCCGGCGUGUCCGUUCGCGCCGUGCCCAUUCCCCAAGCCGUUUGCAUCCUCUCCUCACGCCCAGCUGCCUUGAUGUCGCGUCUCUCUUGCUUGGAAGUCUAAAGCGUACGAAAACUCUAAACAACGCCGUGAUCGAUGCGCGCGCCUGCAACAGCGGAACGUGCUGAUGCAGCCGUCAAUGGCAACCAGUAACCACCCCGGCAAGCAACAGGCAGCAACGCUGGCACCACGCGCUCUUUCAGAGUCUCGGCUCCCUCGAUCUGCUGCCGCCUAUCCUGAUCGCAGCAGAUGAACAGGACGCCAACGAGGAGGAAGCGGAGGCUCUCCCCGGCCAGCACGCAGCCGCGCCUCCUCGCCGUGGCCAUCGCUGUCGGGUCCACGCUCCUCUUCCUCGUCCUCUUCCUCGUGCUCCUCUCCACCUCACCUCCCCCGGCGCCGUCGUCCCGCCUCGCCAGGGGCAGAAGAUCCUCCCCCUCCACGGCGCUGCCACGCUGCGGCGACGCGGGCCUCGGGGAGCUCGGCGACGCGAUGGUGUCCAUGCUCCCCAAGGACCUCCCGUUCACCGUCUUCGUGCCGUCGCCGGCCUCGUUCCGCCGCGUCCUGAAGCUGCAGGGGUCCAACGCCAGCGCCGCCGCCGAGGGCGACGACAACACCUCCGCCGUCCUCUCCCGCGUGCUGGGCUUCUCCGCGGUGCCCCGGCGCCUGCUCGCCGCGGACGUGCCGCCGCGCGGGCCGGCGCGCCUCCUGGACUCCGUGUCCGGGCUGAGGAUCCGCGCCUCCCGGGACGCCGCGCGCGGGGCGGUCUUCGUCAACGGCGUGCGGUCCGUGUGCGCCGACAUCGUCAGGGGCGAGACCGUGGUGCACGUCGUGGCGGGCGUCCUCAUGGACGCUGAGUUUGAGCGCUCGUUCACGGUGGAAUCUGACGGCUGAUCGUGUCAUCAGACACGGUUUCCGCUUCUGCGUUUCUUUCUUUGUUCCAAAGCGGAAUUUGCGCGACAAUGCACAAUACAUUCCCAAAUUCUCUAAAAAACGAUAUAUUUGCAAAUGCGAGACCAUGGUGCAUGUGCCAUGUCAUGGCGGAUUCCCAUCUGUUUCUGGGAUGUAGCAACUUGAUAGAUGGAUUUCGAACUCCUUUUCAAUGAAAAAAGUUAUCAC
Messenger RNA from Panicum hallii, 1260 nucleotides. RefSeq lists its product as uncharacterized. The transcript has a single exon. The record is from RefSeq and is a predicted model, not a curated record. The coding region runs from base 394 to 1035 and encodes 213 amino acids. NCBI's taxonomy places the organism in Eukaryota, Viridiplantae, Streptophyta, Magnoliopsida, Poales, Poaceae.